Hypoxylon fragiforme is the source of this 1471-nucleotide messenger RNA. RefSeq names its product SYF2 splicing factor. Bases 178 to 1320 code for a protein of 380 amino acids. NCBI's taxonomy places the organism in Eukaryota, Fungi, Ascomycota, Sordariomycetes, Xylariales, Hypoxylaceae. The record is from RefSeq and is a predicted model, not a curated record. The transcript has a single exon. Gene Ontology annotation, cellular component: catalytic step 2 spliceosome; post-mRNA release spliceosomal complex; Prp19 complex.
AGAGGCUCAAGAUUGCCAGCUGCAUCACCAAAGUCGACUUGUUAAUCUUGCAACCAUUUGUUUCAACCAAAACAACCCAACCAAGCAAGCACUAUUUACCCCCCAAACCAACCGGUCUUAUAUCGAGAAAGGAAAAAUUACAUUACCCUUCACAUCAAUUAAAAGAUUUUAACGACAAUGCCUCCUGCAAAAAAAAGAAAGACGCGCUCGGCCACCAAAGCCAUGGCUGCCGCCCAAAACGAUCCUCCAGCCUCAACAGAGAUAAACGAGCAACCCCCUGUCAAGGAAGACGUGGAGAUGUCUAUUCCAGAGCCAAUACAGGAAAAGGAACUAGAGCAGGAGAAGGAACCAGAACAGGAAAGGGAACAAGAACAGGAGAAAGAGCAGGAACAAGAGAAGGAGCCGGAACAGGAACAGGAUCUAGAACAGGAAAAGCAACCAGUACAGGAGAAGGAACAGGAACAAGAAGUAGAGAAACCUGACUUGCCAACACUGGCAAACGAGAUGGAAACAGAGACAGAAGCAGCAACAACAGCAGAAACACCCGUAGCAGAAUCUAGUUCAGCAGCAGGCGCUGCCGAAAAGGCAAAGGACCGAAUGGCCCGUUUCAGGGCCCUACAAGCCCGCGCCAAAACAUCAUCCGACCAGAACCUCAAAGAAGCGACCAAGGAAUCCCAACGGCUAGCCACCGACCCGACCGCCCUCGUCUCGCUCAACCGCCGGCGCGACAUCGCCACGCACAAGCUCCUCAAAGCCGAGACCGAGGAGGCAGGCGAGGACUUCGAACGCAAGCGCGCCUGGGACUGGACGGCGGAGGAGAGCGAGCGCUGGGACCGACGCGUGCGGAAGAAGGCGGCCCACCGCGACAACAACGCCUUCCAGGACUACCGGCAGGAGAGCAACAAGGUGUACAAGCGCCAGCUGCGCGACAUCAACCCGGACCUGGACCGGUACAACAAGGACAAGAUGGCGGCCAUCGAGCGCGCCGCCGCCUCGGGCGGCCUCGACAUCAUCGAGACCGAGGACGGCGAGCUCAUCGCCGUCGACAAGGACGGCAGCUUCUACUCCACGGCCGACUCGACCGCCUUCGUCGAGAACAAGCCCGACAAGGCCGCCGUCGACCGCCUGGUCAGCGACCUGCAGAAGGCGGAGGAGGCCAGGCUGCGCAAGCGGCGGGAGAGGAUGGCGCAGAACGGCGACGAGGGCGACGUCACGUACAUCAACGAGAAGAACAAGCAGUUCAACCAGAAGCUGUCGAGGUUCUACAACAAGUACACGGCAGAGAUCAGGGAUAGCUUCGAGCGCGGAACCAUGAUUUAAGGAGUUGGAGAAGAACGAGGAGUAAGAAGGAUAGGGGUAGAACGGCAUGCACUGAAGAAAAAACAGCAUGAAGAACCUUGGUUUGUGGCGGAGAGAGAUUCAUACAGAUGCAUAAACUAAGUAGGGGCGUUUUUAGGGCAGGCUAUGGUAC